Vespa crabro (European hornet) is the source of this 1727-nucleotide messenger RNA. Its product is annotated as solute carrier family 35 member F2-like. The transcript has 9 exons. The record is from RefSeq and is a predicted model, not a curated record. Lineage: Eukaryota; Metazoa; Arthropoda; Insecta; Hymenoptera; Vespidae. Gene Ontology annotation, molecular function: transmembrane transporter activity. Bases 223 to 1551 code for a protein of 442 amino acids. Gene Ontology annotation, biological process: transmembrane transport. Gene Ontology annotation, cellular component: membrane.
AUGUUGAUCAAUUUUUAAAGCGUUAAUUAUGUUAAAGAAAAAAAAAAAAGGGACAUCGUUAUCUCGUCGCCAUUAACGGCGCAAAAGCAAUAGAGAACUGAUAUACCCCUGAUGUAUCUCUGAUGUAUAAAGAAGAGAAAUAUACGUAUGCAAUGGUAAAUGGAGGGAAGGAGGUCGCGCAAGCGCUUCGAUUAGGCGCCGGUUAAAAGACCCGGGGCGAAGAUGCACCAUGGCAUGGGAGUGUCAAUGGGCGAUCGUCACGGCGGCCAAAAUUCAACGAUGCAGCCCAGAAAUGGAGUUUGUAACAAAAUCGAAAAUUACAUAUCCGAGCUGGGACAAUGGGCCGUAUGGCGUGCCAUAAUAAUGGGCCAAUUUUUGUCCCUGGUACUUUUCUUCAUGACACUCAUUAAUCAUUACAUCAACACGACUUACCAGUUAUCAUUACCAACAGGACAAAAUUUGCCACACUACGCUAUGAUGUGCCUAGUAUACACAACAUGGAUGUCCUGUAGGUGUGUUGGAAAUGGUCUAAUAUCUGUUAUAAAAGCCCGUGGUUGGAGGUACUUGUUGUUAGCGCUCAUCGACGUUGAAGCGUGUACACUUAUUACAUCGUCGCAUCAAUUUACCAGCCUUGCCAGUAUACAGUUACUCGAUUGUGUGGCUAUCCCAGUGGCAUUAGCACUUUCUUGUUUAGUUCUUGGAGUACGAUACAGGAUGGUCCAUAUCGUUGGUGUUUCCGUCUGUCUGAUGGGUGUAGGAUGUUUAGUUUGGGCGGGAAUUAACAACAAUAAAGAUCCAGCAUCAACUGGUAAAAAUCAAUUAGUCGGCGACAUGCUUUGUCUCGGCGGUGCCGUUUUGUUCUCGAUAACGACGGUACUUCAAGAAUUGGCUGUUAAAACGGUCGAUAUUAUCGAGUACUUGGGUAUGAUUGGUUUCUUUGGCACGAUAUUGAGUUGUAUGCAAAUAGCCGUUCUCGAAAGACUUCAAAUCGAAUCGUUCCAGUGGGACAAUGUACCCGUUAUUACGUUCUUAGUGGCUUAUUGCAUUACGCAAUUUGUUUUUUUCUCUCUCGUUCCUGUCGUAUUAUACGAAUCCGGUGCAACGGCAUUGCAAUUGGCUCUUCUAACUGCGGAUUCUUUCAAUAUUUUAUCAGGCAUACUGAUACAUCACUAUAAGUUUCACACCUUGUAUUUUGUCUCCUACACGCUCACAAUGACUGGCAUAUACAUUUAUGCUAUAAAGAGGACACCGAUAUCAUCGAACUCGCGAAGGCAACACGUCGAGCCUCCUGCUCCAGAUUACAGUGAUAUAAUUUUAAGACACAUGUCGCAUGGCGACGUGGGUGAAGUGGAAAUGGCAACGAGCUCCGGUAUGUCAGCAGUGAGCGGUACUCUUGAUAUAAGAGCGUCCACUCUUGGGAGCGAAAGAGAAACGAUGGAUGCAAUGAGUUUACCCCUCAGUGUCAGUUCCGACACAGCCUUCACAUCGUUCUAUGGUAGUCAAGCAAAUCUAAAGGCUACUAAUGGACUCAGCGGUUCUGCCUGCAAUUAAUAAGGUACAUGGAAACAACUGCCUAGAUAAAUAGCACGUAAGUCCAAGAAUUACAAUUCUUUGUAAAAGAGGUAAAGAAGAUAUAUCUUGAGGAUACAACACAAGGAUAUUCAAAGGAAAAAAAAAAGAAAACACGAAAGAAUGUUUGUAUAUCGAAAUAAUAGUUACAAUUGUAA